Molecule: messenger RNA, 720 nt
Organism: Lactuca saligna
Lineage: Eukaryota; Viridiplantae; Streptophyta; Magnoliopsida; Asterales; Asteraceae
Source: the annotation of a GenBank genome assembly
AUGGUUGUUGUUGUUCUAUUGGAUCAGUUAUCUGGUGCUUUCCUUUUUCAACAUUUCAGGCCAGGUAUCUUCAAGAUGCUCGUCUUGCUAUUUCUGAGGUCUCGUCUGCUCAUCUUAUUGUUUUCUAGGUCUCAUCAACAUCUUCUAGACUCCAGAAGUCUCUAUAGCUCUCUUGUACGUUCUGAAUCAGCCAUGACUUUUCGUGCACUAGACGAGAUUGAUACGACAUGUGUUGGUGGUUUGGUAAAUUAUGGGAUCACUACAUUGAAGGCACUAAGAGAAAAUGUGUCAUUUGGGAAGAGAAACAAUCUCAAGGUUGAGCUAGAUUCCUUAAGUGGGCAAGCUACAAUUUUGGCUGCACUUGCAUCUGUCUCCCCAAAGCUGCCUCUUGGUUAUCCAGCCAGAUUUCCCAGAACAAUGUUUGAUGUAGCUAGAAAAAUUCUAACUGAAUCUAGCCAAAACACUGUGUUUGCUACAGUUGAAAAACAAGUUGGAUGGUUACUUCUCUUAUCUUUGCGAGCUGCCCUUGAGGCCACCAAAAGUACUUUGAUUCAAGAUAGUAUAAAACUCUUAUUGGAUUUUCGUGUUGGUUUUGAUCAAGAGUUGGGAUUGAUAUUGAAGCUAAGAUACAUGAUGAUUGGUUGGAUACAUGAAGGGUUUCAGAGCUUCUUUAGACAGCUUAAUGAUAAGUUACUAAAACACGAAGGUGCCCCUUUAUAG